GGAAUUCAUUAGUUGGAACUUUUUUGGCGACAGAAUUAGCCGCACGGUUCGUCUCGCAAGACUGGGCGCUGCGCGCAGAGGAAAGCGAAAGUCCCACCCAUUCGCCGCUGAUGCCCCCCCAGUUGCUUGGUUGUCGGUUGUCCGGUUGCCCGGUUGGACGCAGCUGACUGACGCUGGGAAGAAUUUCGACCACAAAUCGUUUGGGUAAUUAGAAAAGGCAAGGGGCCACAGGGAGUACACAGAGCACAGCAUUGGUGAAAGGGAAAUGGGAAAUGGGCAUAGAAAUGGAAGUGGAAGUUUGGUAUAAAAGGCGAACCCAUAAAAAUUAGAUGUUGCAGUCUCUCUAAAGCAAUCCCCAAGCAUAAGUCCCCGUACAGCAACAAUAGGUUUGUCACAUCAAAUAUGUUGCUAAUCAAAACCCUGGAGUAUCUAUUCUACCUGGCCCUGUUCGCCUUCAUGUGCAAAUAUGCCCAGGCUGCCAGCGUCCAAGCCACAGAAGCAUCGACUAUUGCCACAGAACCUCUAAGGAAGCCGCAAAAAAUAGAGACGCCUCUCAAUGAGUGCGAGGCUUCGUCAUUCAGCUGGAUGUGCCUCAAGAUAGAGCUGGUCAAGAUCAUGGAGAGGCUGGCCGAGCAGCAGGAGCUCAGUGUCUUGCCCGGCGUUAGUGUGGUUAAGGAUGAGAGUGCCACCGAAAUGAAGACCUCCGAGCUAAUGGCGGAGGUGGCACGCAGCUAUCCAAGUGAUCCCAAUACCCGUCUGAAUGGAUACAUAGUGGCCAAAAUGGAGAAUCUCCUGAAGACGCGCUUCCUUCGCUUCCGCUUGCUGGACGACAAGGCCCUGGUGGAGGGACGCAAGCACAAGUUUGGCAAGAAGGGCGGUCUGGAAGCUCUAGUGGCAGCCGGUGUCAUGAUGAAGGGCAUGCUGAUGGCCAUGGGCUUGGGCGCGAUAGCUCUUAUGGCGGGCAAGGCUCUGAUGGCAGCUCUCAUGGCUCUGACGCUGUCCGGCGUCCUGGGUCUUAAAAGCUUGGCCGGAGGUGGCAAGUCAACCACCUACGAGAUAGUGGCCAAACCCAUUUACACCUCAAGCCACUCCCACUCGGUUAGCCACGAGGAUGGCCAUGGACACACGCCACACUUUGCAGCUGGAGGCGGCGGAGGUGGUGGCACUGCCAGCGGUUUCGGUUACGGUGGAUAUGCCAGAUCUAUGAAGCCAGACAGUCAGAUGCAAAAGCAGUAGACGAGUUUCGAAGCAUUUACGUGUAUAUCUACUCUUAGGCUAUUUAUUUAUUUAUUUAUUGUAAUUUAAGCAUGACAGGAAAUACAGGCAAAUCUAUCAUUGAAAAAUAAGCGAUAUAAAUCAAUGGGUUACACUUGUUACGACGUUUGCUGUACCUAAUUCUUUUACCUGGAUACUACUUUUGGUUCUUUAAUUGCCUCAAAAUGUUCAUGACGACCCUCUUGUGGAGCUGUUUUGUUCUUCUGUUGGCCAUCACUAUUACUGCUGGACGCAAAAAUCGCACAAUAUGCGAUGAUUUGGGUGUAUGUAUGAAAAGCUGUUUUGUGAUAAUUGUCCAGACGAAAGCCCAGUGUCCUGAGGGUAAGAGGUGUUGCCUACAUGGAAACGUCCCGGAUACUUAAUUGUCCAGACGAAAGCCCAGUGUCCUGAGGGUAAGAGGUGUUGCCUACAUGGAAACGUCCCGGAUACUUACCCUGCAGUACAAGUCCUCGAUGACUCAUCUGAUGACGAGUCGAUGUCAGCAUCACUACCACCGAUGACAUAGGCGAUGAACCGCCUAUGAAGUGUUGAAAUUUACAUGGUAGGACCUCUCCAUAGGGCAUAUCAGAUGACAUUGUCUUCCAGCAAUGCAAGCAUUUUAUAAGCGGAAGAAUCAUGCAUUUUAUAAGGGAUGAUUUCACAGAGGAAGGAAUAGAUUUAUAUUUGUCGUAUAAACGUUAUGGUUGUCCUUACCUUAUAUAGUUCUUUCAGCGGGCUCUUUUGGGAUUUUCUACAGAAUCGCCACUGAAAUAGAAUUGAUUACUUACCACGCGGUACUCAGUGAGUAUAAAUUUCAGCUUAUAAAUUAUCUAAUUUUUAUAAUAUAUAUUAUGUGACGUUUGGUAUUGCUUUUCGCAAAAAAGACAAAUUAAUUUUCAGUAAAAAAAAAUUUUUUUUAAAAGUCACAAAAAUCGGUUGAACGGAUUCAAAUUUGUCUGUUUGUUUUCUAUUCUCACAAAACAUCAGCCGUUUUUCUCGACAGGGGGCGAACACUGCACCAGGAAGAUUGUGUGAAAAAUAAGGGACGGAGUAAGCGGGUGGCUAGCAUUGCGUAAUCACAGCAAAUUUAUUUGUUCAUUCUGGCUAUAAUAAUUAUGCGACCUGAUUCAGAUUCUGCAGUCUGGUAUAUAUGGGCAUUCUUUACAAUUCUGCCUUUUCGCAUAUCUUCAAAAUUGUGGAUAUCACAGAUUUUCUUUUUUUUGUAGUAAGGACGUGUCUGGAUACAAAUUUGGUUUCUCUCGCUUUUUUAGUAUCUGAGAUCCAGCCACUCAUCGAGUGGCCUAAUGUACUGGCGAGGCGUCUUGCGAGAACCAGAUACCGGCGUAUGCUGGCCAGAAUACCUGUUCAACAGAUAAUUGAACCAAAAAAUAUCCCCCUCCGAAUUCAUAGACCUUGAUGACAAGCAUUUUUUUUUUUUUAAUCAUCGUAUUUUUCAUGUGAUUUUUGUAUAAGUUGCUUUAAAAGUAAC
This is a messenger RNA of Drosophila miranda, 2743 nucleotides long. RefSeq lists its product as uncharacterized. The record is from RefSeq and is a predicted model, not a curated record. Bases 403 to 1236 code for a protein of 277 amino acids. Lineage: Eukaryota; Metazoa; Arthropoda; Insecta; Diptera; Drosophilidae. The transcript has 3 exons.